GCCUCAAACACGCAUCAAUCCAUCAAUCCGUCAAUCCAUCCAUCCAUCCAUCGCACAUUGAUCCCUUCUCUGUGUGGCUCUCACCGAUUGAUCGAUGUCGCGCGCCGACCGGCCGGCCGGCCGGCCGGCCGGCCGGGAACGUGUUUUGAUGUGUGACAGCUGGACACGAAACACGCAAUGCAGCGACCAGCGAUUCGUGUGGACAUCCAUAUAUGUAUAUACAUAUGUAUGUGUAUUAUUAUAUACAUGUUACAUCGAUCGCAUGCACCACGGACACGCACAUAUACAGACAGGGAGACGUACUUACCAUAGAGAGGCAGGAGAUUCAUCCACCGGUUGCAGACAUCCGAGCGGAUGUGCAGCCACAUGCGAUGAGGACGGACGCAGCAUUCCGAUGGAUAGAGAGGGGCAAAAACGGCGACACACACACACACACACACACACAUACGUAUACACGUACAUUGCCAUAGACAGACCUCUCUCCACCUCCGCCAAUAGAUAAACCCAUGGCAGCAGCAGAGAGACAAACACACUCAUGCGACCACCCGGAAAAAGGUCAUGAAGCGGCCACAUGAUCCCGCUGGCCGACUACAUCACCGCCAUCACACACAUCUCGACAGCUCUCACGCUGCCCACCGCUCCGACGCCUGAACACGUCGAGACAUUCAUGCGUGCCUUCCUCGCCUCCCCUCCCUCACUCCUGCCCCUCUCACCUGCAGAGUGUAGAUCUCCAUGUCGGCACACGUGAACUUGAGAGUGGCCGCCAAUAUGGCGUGUCGGUCGUCAUCAAAGCUGCCCCGAUACGUCUUGCCGUCGGGCAGGUCACCCCUCCUCAGCCACUGCUGGCAGCGGCGGAGGUCGCCAGCCGACGCCCCAUACCCCAGCAACAGGCGGCCGCCACCGAUGGCUACCUUGCCCCAAUUCUCCCCCUCCGUCCCGGCGACCACCACGUAGUGCUCGUUGCGCGGCACGGCGAUCCUGACGGUGCCGUCGCCCUCCUCGAACGCGCCGCUUAUGGAGUAGAAGGCGACGGGGCAGUCGGUGGUCUUCUCCACGCCAGUGGGCUUGUCUGGCAGCUUGAGCUGUCCCUUGAGGUGGGAGGCGAGGACGUGGCCGCCCAGGUCCUUGAUGACGAAGAGCAGGUCGGCCGCCUUGCCCACCUUGGUCAGCAUGGUCUUGUGCGCCCAGCCGUCACGGUCACCUCUGAAACACAAUCAGACAGACAGACAGACAGGCAGGCAAUGCACCGACGAGAUUUCAGCUGUCACUUAUUCGGUGGUCCCUCACUUGUAGAGCAGCUUUGCGGUCGUUGGGGUGUCGCUCGUCAUGUAGAUGAGUGCCUGGAGGCCGUCGGCUGAGAGGAUGGGGUCAGCCGGGCAAGUGCUGACUACCUGCACGUACACAGAAACAUGGAGACCCAUAGGUGCAUCCAGCGCCCCCUGCCUUGUCUGACCUGGUAGACCUCCAGUCGCGUGGCGGUGAAGUGGGAGCUGCCGGCGAGCGUGGCGGAUCCGCUGUCGUUGAAGCUGCCCCGAUACGCCUUGCUCACCGGCAGGUCACUCCUCCACAGCCACUGCUGGCAGUGGCGCAAAUCGCUCACCAGCUCACCCUCCGCACACCCCAGCCACAGCCGACCGCCAGCGAUGGACACCUUGCCACGAGGCUCACCCUGGUCGUCCUUGAGCGCCCCGUGUAUGCUUGCGACGUCCACCCACUGCUUGUCGCCGGUCACGGUGACCUUGACGAUGCUGUCGCCCUCCUCGAACGCGCCGCUUAUGGAGUAGAAGGUAACAAGGCGGCCGGUGUGCAGCUCAGGUAUGGGGUCUGAUGGGGCGAUGAGGGGGCCGUCCACAUGGACGGCGAAGCGGUGGCGGCGGGCCUCACACUCACACUCGAUGGCGAACAGCAGGCCGCCUUGCAGACCCUGCGCUCGCUGCACCAACGUGUCAAACUCACAGUCGCCAUGGGAGCUUCUGACAGACACACACAGAAGGGUGCCAUCUCAGAUCUCUCCCGUCCCUGUGCUGUUCGUGUGUGGUCUCUGUGACUCACUUGAGGAUGCAUUCGAUGUGGCUGUGGGAUUUGCCGAUCAUCGACAGGUACACCUGCUCCAUGAGGCCGUACAUCUCACACACAUACAGCAGCUCGUCGAAGGAGCUGCUCGUCGGCAGCGGCGUGGCGGCGUCGGGGGCGAUCCGAAUGCGGCGGACGUAAUCAACGACCCUGCACACACAACACCACACCAGCACGCCACACACAGGGGGAUCGAUGUGCCCGUGUGUGCCAGAAUCGUCAUGUUACUUGUAGAAGUGGUCUGCGCGUACGUCAACCACCGGCCCAGUGAGCCUGCACAGAUACACGGCCGCACAAGGCGAUAGUGUGCAUCUCCGUCCCAGUUUGGCUCCCUGCCUCAGAACUUUCUCACUUGGUGAAUCGGUUGUAGAGUGCGGUGAAGUCGUCCAGCGUGGCGUCGGUUGUGGCCACCGUAUAGCCAUCCACACACACGCUUAGCACCUCACUCCCGCCCUUCCCGCCCGCCACUGAUGAGUCGAUGAAGGCGCCCAUCGCAGCCAUGAAGCCGCGGAAGGCGGCACUCUUGUCGUCGCCGGUCUGUGGCUCGAUGGUCAGGUCCGUCUUGGCGAAGAACCGGUCGUGGUAGAAGGCGAAUGCAGAGGGGCAGCCCUCACAGAUCUCACUCACGUCGAUGCGGUUGUCCCUCAGGUAACGAAGCUUGACAUUCAACCUGACACAACACACACAGACACACAAGGGGGCAGUGGUGGCCACCGCUGAAUGUCAGCCUGCAUGCCCUGCCCUUGCCAUCUCACCAUUUGAAGUAAUCUGGAUCUGCAUCGAUGAAGGGAGUGCCGUUGCCGUUGCUGAGCAUCCAGUCGCCAAAGCGGUGAAGCAAUACGGCCAGGAGGGUGUGCUUCAGCCCGUCGUGAAGGAGCAAAUCACGAGGAAACGUCAUGACCGUCCCGCCCACGUUCAGCAACAUGGGUCCGUCACUGCCCACAGCCGAUGAAUGUGCACAGCCCAUGGCGUGCAGAUGCGAUGUGCACAGACACUUUGUAGGCCUUGGCCAGCCGCUCUCCGUUGUCACUGCUACGACAGGAACCACGCUCCUGGCGUAACACAAAGCACGGCGGCCACUGUACAGUGCAUGCGUCCCUCCUCCCUUCUCCCCACCUCGACAGUUCCCAGUGUGAUCUUGUCACCGACGUUGGUGGGGAACAGCACACCAAGCAGGUCUCUGUCGACGCCGGCAAGUCUGGUAGUCCUUCAGGGUCUUGUUGUUGUGGUAGGUGAGGCAGAGCGGAAGUGCCGCGACUCACCUGCACGGCACCAAACACACAUCCAUUCGUGAGGUGAGCGGAACAAUGAGUGAUGCGGAACAAUGGGCACUUCUGUUCCGUGGCAUCUUCUUCCACGUGCAGCUCGACGGCACGAGCAGCGGACUGAUCCAACACGACAAACAGCCGCGACCCACCACCAAUACGCUCUGGUUCCAGUGUGUUUGGCGGUUUCACGGAAUGUUGGCCCGCUGUUCGGUCUAAAGCCUCUCUUUUGCUCCACGAACAGAUGAGGCGAGAAUUGGAGACGGGACGGGAAAUUCGAAAAUUCGGCAAGAAUUCGUCCCACUUUUUGUUCGUGCUCGGCUUCUCAGCCUUCUUUCGGCCACAGAUGCCCCGUUUCUUCUUCUUUUCAUCUGCUUUUUCGGCUGGUUCGGUCCGGCCCAACCUCAUCUACCCUUCCUCGACUCGUCCGGAUGAACUUACCCUUCCUUCCCGUACCGCCGUGCCGCGAGCGAGGCCUCCGCCGGUGGCGCCCUGCCGUCUGUUGAUCAUGAACGGGUGGCGACUGCCUGACACUGUCUGGCGUCAACUGAGUGCGCGCACGCCUUACUUUGUCUUGAAAACAUCCUUUCAGGUGAGUACACGUGUCAUUUCUUUGGGUUGGCUGCGGUGACGGUAUGGUGUAUGGAUGAUGUUCAAGGAUGACUGCAUAGUCCGGUUCAUUGCUGCGGUGGUCUCACUGUGCCC
Vitrella brassicaformis is the source of this 4043-nucleotide messenger RNA. NCBI's taxonomy places the organism in Eukaryota, Vitrellaceae. The record is from the annotation of a GenBank genome assembly.